AAUGGUGGUAGAAAUAUAGCUCUUGCACAUGGAAAAUCUCAAUUAAAUGCACGUUGGAUUUUACCAUUUGAUGGAAAUUGUUUUUUAACACCUAACGCAUUUGCAGAAAUUCGAGCUCGUUUAAAUUUAUUUGGUGAUCAAUAUAAAUAUUUUAUAGUACCAAUGGCAAGAUUAUUAAAUAAUUCACAAUUAUUAGAAGAAUUAGAUGUUCGUCCUACUACUCCAGAAGAACCUCAAAUAAUAUUUAGAUAUGAUUCUGCUAAGGUAUAUAAUGAACAAAUGCGUUAUGGUAGAAGAUCCAAGUUGGAAAUGUUAUGGCGUUUAGGAUUUCCUCCAUCUUCAUCACACAAGACUCCUGGAGCACCAUGGGAACCCACAGAUAGUUAUCCUAAUAAAGCAGAAGAAAUACAAUAUCAAUCUGCUGGUUGGGUUUUUCGGUUAUUUUCGGGUCAAGUGUCACAAGAAAAGAAAGAAUCAGGACCAAUACGUGCAUUUAAUCGAUUAUUGGCUAUUCAAAAUUUUAUAGAUGGUUUAGAUGAACGUAUGGCUCGAAAAGUUAAAGGUUUUGAUCCUUUUCGAUUAUCUCUUUAUGACGAAAAGUUACUUAAUAAAGCAAGAUUGGAUUUUUGGAUAGGCGUACCUAAAGUUGUUGAAGUAGUUAAAAUGUUGAUCAAACAUGCUGAUAAUAUAUUAUCUGAACUUAUUAAUUCAUAUGAAUCAGAACCUAAUGUCCAUGUGGAUGCGAAUAUUCAUAAUUUAGAUAAUUCAGAACUAGUAAACAUGACCAGAAAUCCUAUUCCUGAUCUUUCUGGUCUUAUGAAGGAUUCAUUUAAAACAUCUCCUGUGCCUUCACCUGUGACAAUUACAACUAUAUCACCUGAUAUAUUCUUUGAAAAUGUAACAACUUUGGCCCUUGCACAUUAUUUUUCCGGUGAUGAACAAUAUUCGAGAUGGGCUGCUAAUCUGAUUAGAACAUUCAUUCUUUCAUCAUAUGCAGUUGGAGAACAAAAUAACGUUGAAGCACCUUCUCAUAUAAUUAAAUCAGAUGCAAUUGGAGAACAAAAUAACAUUGAACAUAUAGUUAAAUCACAUGCAGUUGGAGAACAAAAUAAUGUUGAAGCACCUUCUCAUAUAAAUAAUAGUGAAAUCAUUAGUAAUGAAGGCUAUAGUUUUCCAUAUUUAAAUAAAAUUCCACGUUUAAUACCAAAAUUUUUAAAUGUUGGAGCAUCUUUUUCAAAAAAUUUAACUAAUACCGAUCCAAGCUUUUUUUUGGAUGCAUGUAGACUUCUUUAUCGAGCGCGUGUUCUUACUCAUAAGGAAUAUAUGAAUCUCCAAAAUUUUGCAUCUGAUUGGUUAGAAUCAUUAAUUAGUUCAGCACAAAAUCUUAAAAUAGGGAGACAAUCCAAUCAUCAUGGUACUUUGUAUGACCUUCAAGUGAUAUCAUUAUCUGGAUUUCUUGAUGAUAUAAGGCUUUACCUUCGAGUAGCUAAUAGAGUACGAAUGCGAAUUGGUAAACAAUUUAAUAUUCCUAUAAAUAUCUCAAUGCCAAAAAUUUCACAGAAUCAUGAAAUUAUGUAUGUUCAAAAUUUGGUUGAUAUUGGUAAAAUUAAACCAUUAGAUUUUGAUGAGAAUGUUUUUCGAUACACUACAUUAAAUUUACAAUAUUGGUUACAUCUUGUACGAAUAGUACAAAAUGGACGUUGUGGAUCAGAUAUAUGGCAAUAUACAACAAAGGAUGGACAAAGAAUUAGUGAAGCAAUUAUAGAACAUUUCAAAUAUUAUAAUAAUAGAAUGCAUGAUAGUGCUAUUAUAGCUUUAACGCAUAUGGCAAAGAGCGCAUUUAAGGCUAAUAGUGAAACCGGACAAGAUAUAUGUCAAACUCAAGAUGAACACAUUUAUGCACAAUAUUUUAAUAACAAUAAUAUAAUAGAUUACAUUAAUUUGAUUAAUUUAGAUAACAAAACUAACAAAGAAGAAUUGAAUGUAAUAAUUGGUAUAGGAGAUGAGGCUAGACGAAGAGGCUUACCACCUUUCUGGAUGUUUGGUAUCGCAUCGUAG
This is a messenger RNA of Dentiscutata erythropus, 2058 nucleotides long. NCBI's taxonomy places the organism in Eukaryota, Fungi, Glomeromycota, Glomeromycetes, Diversisporales, Gigasporaceae. The record is from the annotation of a GenBank genome assembly.